UCUCCAAUGUCUCAACUUCUAGAACCCUCCUCUUAAACCCUUCUCAACCCUCCUCCUGUUUCUUCACUCUCUCUGUCACACCCACUUCAAAAGAUAAGAACUUUGCAAUUCCUGAACCGUAAUCUCUAGGGUUUCUCAGUCCCAAAUGGCUCCAGCACUUAGCAGAGGCUUGGCAAUUGCUUCUCUCGCCUCGCUCCCAUCAUCGUCAUCUUCGUUUUCACUGAAGAACAGCAAUAAAGUUUUGAGCUUGAGAAGCGCUUUUUUACCGCAAAAUGGGCUUAGAACGGGGUUCUCUUGCGGCGGGUUGAAGUGGAAGCUCGAGAACAGGAACAAUCGGAUUUCAAUCCGUUGCGAGGCCGCGGUCGCUGAGAAGGAGGCUGGUGAGACUUCGGGCGAGCAGUUUCAGUAUCAAGCUGAGGUCAGUCGUCUAUUGGACUUGAUUGUCCAUAGUUUAUACAGCCAUAAGGAAGUGUUUCUUCGAGAGCUCGUCAGCAAUGCCAGUGAUGCCCUUGAUAAGUUGAGGUUCUUGAGUGUUACUGAGCCUGCACUUCUUGGAGAUGCUGGUGAUUUGGAGAUAAGAAUUAAACCAGAUCCUGACAAUGGAACCAUCACGAUAACAGAUACUGGUAUUGGAAUGACAAAGGAGGAGCUCAUUGACUGUCUUGGAACUAUUGCUCAGAGUGGUACCUCAAAAUUCUUGAAGGCUCUGAAGGAAAAUCAGGAUCUUGGUGCAGACAAUAGUUUGAUAGGUCAAUUUGGUGUUGGCUUCUACUCUGCUUUUUUAGUGGCUGAGAAGGUUGUUGUUUCGACAAAGAGCCCAAGAUCAGAUAAGCAGUACGUGUGGGAAGGAGUAGCUGAUAGCAGUUCGUAUGUGAUCAGAGAGGAGACAGAUCCUGAGAAUCUUCUUCGUCGUGGAACACAAAUUACUCUUUACUUGCGGGAGGAUGACAAAUACGAGUUUUCAGAGCCAACAAGGAUACAGAAUCUAGUGAAAAAUUAUUCGCAGUUUGUUUCCUUCCCCAUCUAUACAUGGCAAGAAAAAUCGAGGACUAUUGAGGUCGAAGAGGAGGAGCCACCCAAGGAGGGAGACGAAGCAAAGCCAGAUGAGGAGAAAAAGAAGAAGAAGACAACUAAAACUGAGAAGUACUGGGACUGGGAAUUGGCCAAUGAGACAAAACCGAUAUGGAUGCGGAGCCCCAAAGAAGUUGAGAAAGAAGACUAUCAAGAAUUCUACAAGAAGACUUUCAAUGAAUUUCUUGAUCCACUUGCAUACACUCAUUUCACCACCGAGGGUGAGGUGGAGUUCAGGAGUGUCUUAUAUAUUCCAGGAAUGGGACCUCUCAACAAUGAAGACGUAGUAAACCCCAAAACAAAGAACAUACGCUUGUAUGUGAAGCGUGUGUUCAUUUCUGAUGAUUUUGAUGGUGAACUGUUUCCACGCUACUUAAGCUUUGUAAGAGGUGUGGUGGAUUCAGAUGACCUUCCACUCAACGUUUCGCGAGAAAUUCUUCAAGAAAGCCGAGUCGUAAGAAUAAUGAGGAAGAGACUUGUAAGAAAAACAUUUGACAUGAUUCAAGAGCUUUCAGAAAGUGAAAAUAAGGAGGACUACAAAAAAUUUUGGGAAAACUUUGGGAGAUUUUUGAAGUUGGGAUGCAUUGAGGAUUCAGGGAAUCAUAAACGCAUAACACCACUGUUGCGAUUCUACACUUCCAAAAGUGAGGAGGAGUUGACGAGCUUGGACAAUUAUGUUGAAAACAUGGGUGAAAACCAAAAGGCCAUUUAUUAUUUGGCAUCAGACAGCUUGAAGAGUGCAAGGAGUGCUCCGUUCUUGGAGAAGUUGGUUCAAAAGGAUAUUGAGGUUCUUUACCUGAUUGAGCCUAUCGAUGAAGUUGCAAUUCAGAAUCUGCAGACUUACAAAGAGAAGAAGUUUGUGGACAUUAGCAAGGAAGACUUGGAGCUUGGUGAUGAGGAUGAGGUCAAGGAGAGGGAGACCAAACAAGAGUAUAAUCUGCUGUGCGAUUGGAUAAAGCAACAACUUGGGGAUAAAGUGGCUAAAGUACAAGUGUCGAAGCGGUUGAGUUCAUCUCCUUGUGUUCUUGUCUCUGGAAAGUUUGGAUGGUCUGCGAAUAUGGAAAGGUUGAUGAAAGCUCAGGCUCUUGGGGACACUUCAAGUUUGGAAUUCAUGAGGGGCAGAAGAAUAUUGGAGAUCAACCCCGAUCACCCCAUUGUUAAAGACCUAAACGCUGCCUGCAAGAAUGCACCAGACAGCGCCGAUGCCAAGAGAGCAGUGGACCUCCUAUAUGAUACAGCAAUAAUCUCUAGUGGAUUUACUCCCGACAGCCCAGCCGAGUUGGGGAACAAGAUAUACGAGAUGAUGGCAAUGGCUCUUGGUGGGAGAUGGGGGAGACUGGAAGAAGAAGAAGAAGAAGAAGAAGAAGAAGAAGAAGAAGCCAUGGAGUCGUCAGAGGAAGGUUCUACUGAAUCGAGUGCUGCAGAACCUGCGGUUGCCGAGGCCGAGGUGGUAGAGCCCUCAGAAGUAAGGGGGGAGAGUGAUCCUUGGAAUGACUAAGAGAGGGUCUCUGGAUUGAAGAGAUUUUCGGAAAUACCACAUUCUUAGGCAAAAUUGUGCCACUUUGGACCAAUGUGGUGUGGGAUUGGAAAGGCAAAUAAGAGAUCUCUACAACUUAUGGGUUGGCAAAGACUAGUGAAAUUGUGUCACCCUGCACUUGUACUCCCACAGAUUAGGUGAUUGAAUGGCUUGUGAAAUUUUGCUAUUGAUAAUGUGUUUUU
Molecule: messenger RNA, 2790 nt
Organism: Rhodamnia argentea
Lineage: Eukaryota; Viridiplantae; Streptophyta; Magnoliopsida; Myrtales; Myrtaceae
Product: heat shock protein 90-5, chloroplastic
Exons: 19
Coding region: 146-2569 (807 amino acids)
Biological process (GO): protein stabilization; cellular response to heat; protein folding
Cellular component (GO): plasma membrane; perinuclear region of cytoplasm; protein-containing complex
Molecular function (GO): ATP-dependent protein folding chaperone; ATP binding; ATP hydrolysis activity
Source: RefSeq, a predicted model, not a curated record